AUGACAGGCACUACAGUCUUCUUGACUCUUGUCUCCGCUCUUGCGGGGACCGCGUGUGCGGCCACAGUCUCUCACGACUUCAAUAUCGGCUGGGUAACGGCAAACCCAGACGGCGCCUUCGACCGCCCAACAAUCGGCAUCAAUGGCCAGUGGCCAAUUCCUCGCAUCGAUGUGAACGUCGGGGACACCGUCCUCAUCAACGUUCACAAUGGUCUGGGGAACCAGUCGACAUCCCUUCACUUCCACGGCUUGUUCAUGAACGGCUCGACUCACAUGGACGGGCCGGCCCAAGUCAGCCAGUGCGCCAUCCCGCCGGGCUCGUCAUUCACGUACAACUUCACCAUCAACCAGCCGGGCACGUACUGGUACCACUCCCACACCAAAAGCCAGUAUCCAGACGGCCUCAGGGCGCCUCUUAUCGUUCACGACCCCAAGUCCCCGUUCAUUGGCAAGUACGACGAAGAAGUCGUCGUGUCACUGUCCGACUGGUACCACAACCAGAUGGCCGACCUCAUCCCUGGCUUCAUGAGCAAGGGCAACCCCACCGGCGCCGAGCCCGUUCCGCAGGCCGCCCUCAUGAACGACACGCAGAACCUCACGGUGGCCGUCCAGCCCGGUAAGACGUACCUCUUCCGCUUGGUCAACAUGGCCGCCUUCGCCGGCCAGUACGUCUGGAUCGAGGGUCACAACAUCUCCAUCGUGGAGGUGGAUGGCGUCUACACGGAGCCGGCGGAAGCGAGCAUGAUUUACGUAUCCGCCGCCCAGAGGUAUAGCUUCCUGGUCAAGACCCGGAACGAUACCACGUCCAACUUUGCCAUUGUCGGCAGCAUGGACACCUCUCUCUUCGACACGAUCCCCGCAGGCCUCAACUACAACGUCACGGGCUGGCUCGUCUACGACACCUCGAAGCCUCUCAGCCCGCCAGCGACAGUCGACACCUUCGCCCCCUUCGACGACAUGACCCUGACUCCCCACGACAGGCAGCCUCUCCUUCCAGAGCCCUCGAGGACCGUUGAGCUGGACGUCAUCAUGGACAACCUCGGCGACGGCGCCAACUACGCCUUCUUCAACAACAUCACCUACAAGGCUCCCAAGGUUCCGACCCUCUACACCGCCCUCUCCGCCGGCAGCGCCGCCACGAACCCCGAGGUCUACGGCACCUACACGCACAGCUUCGUCCUCGAGCGCGGCGAUGUCGUCCAGGUCGUCGUCAACAACCUCGACUCGGGCCGCCACCCCUUCCAUCUGCACGGCCACGAGUUCCAAGCCUUGUACCGCGCGCCCGAGGGGGGCGGCACCUUCGCCAGCGCCAACGUCACCGAGGCGGGCUUCCCCGCCAUGCCCAUGCGUCGCGAUACGCUUGUCGUGUGGCCGAAUGGAAACAUUGUUCUUCGCUUCCGGGCGAAUAACCCUGGCGUCUGGCUUUUCCACUGCCACAUAGAGUGGCAUGUGACAUCAGGCCUGCUGGCCACCUUCGUCGAGGCGCCCCUGGACCUCCAAAAGACCCUGUCCAUCCCCCAGAACCACCUUGACGUCUGCGCGGCAGCCAACGUCCCGACCGCCGGCAACGCCGCAGGAAACACCAAGGACUUCCUGGACCUGAGCGGGCAGAACACGCCCCCCGCUCGGCUUCCCGAUGGCUUCACCGCUCGAGGAAUCGUGGCCCUCGUCUUCAGCUGCAUAACGGGCAUCCUCGGUGUCCUGGUCGUGGGAUGGUACGGCCUGGCCAAGACAGAGAACGGCCCUUCUCGGGUUGGGUACGCCGGCUCGGCGUCGGUGGCGCAGACCGGCGACGGCCAGAAGGAAGAAACCGUCAUGGUCGGCGCCGCGUCCGGCGGAGCGGGAGCCGGUCGAACUUGA
Colletotrichum graminicola M1.001 is the source of this 1860-nucleotide messenger RNA. Its product is annotated as multicopper oxidase. NCBI's taxonomy places the organism in Eukaryota, Fungi, Ascomycota, Sordariomycetes, Glomerellales, Glomerellaceae. Gene Ontology annotation, biological process: reductive iron assimilation; cellular response to iron ion starvation. The coding region runs from base 1 to 1860 and encodes 619 amino acids. The transcript is spliced from 5 exons. The record is from RefSeq and is a predicted model, not a curated record. Gene Ontology annotation, cellular component: high-affinity iron permease complex. Gene Ontology annotation, molecular function: ferroxidase activity; copper ion binding.